Molecule: messenger RNA, 1562 nt
Organism: Onychostruthus taczanowskii (white-rumped snowfinch)
Lineage: Eukaryota; Metazoa; Chordata; Aves; Passeriformes; Passeridae
Gene: SMIM29
Product: small integral membrane protein 29
Exons: 4
Coding region: 295-600 (101 amino acids)
Source: RefSeq, a predicted model, not a curated record
CAUUGUGAGCGGUGGGUACCCGGGGUGGGGGUCAUUCCCGGGUGGUGAAUUCCCGGGGUACGGGUCAUUCCCGGUGUGCGGGUCAUUCCCGGUGUGCGGGUCAUUCCCGAGCGGUGAAUUCCCGGGGUGCGGGUCAUUCCCGAGGUGGGGGUCAUUCCCAGGCAGUGAAUUCCCGGUGUGCGGGUCAUUCCCGGUGUGCGGGUCAUUCCCCAGGCCGCCGGUGCCUUGCAGAGCUCCCGUCCGUGGGGCCGGACAGUCGCGCCCCCCGAUGCGGGCAGCAGCCGGCGCUGGGCCAUGAGCAACGCCACGGCCCCCACGGCCCCGGGCGCGGCGGGGGACUCGCUGGUGGGCUCCGUGCUGGGACCCUUCCUCCUCCUCACCCUCCUCGGCGCCCUCCUGGCCGCGGUGAUGUACGUCAAGAAGAAGUGCAGGUCCGACCGGCUGCGGCACCGCCUGCUGCCCAUGUACAGCUACGACCCCGCUGAGGAGCCGCCCGAGUCCGAGCAGGAGCUGCUGGUGGAGGCUGAGGAGGCUCAGGUGGUGCCCGGCUGGGGGGGACCCUCGCCCUCUUGGCCCCCGCGCAGGGACUGGAGGGCCUGACUGUGCCUGGAGCAGCAGGACCGGAUCCUGCCCGCGGGAGGGAAGGGAGCACGGGGUUCCAUCAGCCAGAACGGGCUGGAUGUGCCCACGGUGAUGCCACAGCUGCUGUCCCCACCUCUGAGCACUGACCGGGAUGGGACAUCUCCUACCUCAGUGCCUGGUUUUGCCAUUUUUUCUUUGCUUGAAGUGCUCCAGCAGCCCCUUGGAAAGCCCAGGAGGGCCCACUGGGGCUGGCAGACUGGCAGGGAGCAGCAGGUUCUGCUGGCACGGGAUGCCUGGGGGAAGAUGGGGUAAAUAAAUAUGUCUCUGCCUUGGCCCCGGGGCUCUGAGUGGGGCUGGGGAUUCCCGGCCUUGGGUGGGAAUUUGGGGGGCAGCAAGGCUUUGCCUGUGUGUGUUUCCAUCGGCAGCUCAUCCCCAUGGAUAGCUGGAUGUCCCUGUGCAGGAGAUGCCCCAGGAGGAGCCAGGGGGUUGAACAGAGGCUCACAAACAUCCAUAAAAUGUUUUAUUCAAGUAACUGCAAAUAGGAACCCAAAAGGUCGUUAACAGUGAAACAAAAAAAAAAACCCAAACCAAACCCCGAUUCUCUCCCGCCGGGGCCGCCCAGCACCGACCUCCGGUCCCGCUGCAGCCGUCGUGCCGGGGCAGAGGGGCAGGGGGAGCAUCCCCUGGUCCCUCCACACCUCUGCCCUGCCAGCCUCGAUCCCUUGAAGCAGCAGAGCAAACUAGACCUCAAAAUAACAAUUUAAAAAAAAAAAAAAAAAAAAAAGAAAAACGAACCCAAAAAAAAAAAAAAAGGGGGAAAAAAAAAAAAAUACCCCAUAGCCCCCAGCAACAGCCCGAAAACAGGAACCACCACGGUGCCCCGGCAGCGCAGCAGCACGUCUGUGAGUUCAGAGCGUGGAACUUAAAUAUCCAGAGGUAGUUGUGAAUGAAAGGAAAAAAAAAAAAAGUACUAAACAAAA